GUGCUUAGUAGCAUCAAUAGCUGUGUUACUCAACUUUGAACACAAAAGAUCAAUCUAGUAAAAUUGCUACUUCAUACCUCAUCUACAGAAGAACUUACAGCCAAGGUGAUAUCGCUUUUACACGUCUAUGGAUCAUGGGAUGACACCAACGAAAUGUUUACAUCAAAUUGCUGGAACAUUUAUCUCAUCAGUUUAGAAGCAGGACGUCGUGGAUGGUUUGCACUCAUGCAAGCUAUAGUGAGGAGCUUAUUUAAAAAGGUUCAAUCUGAGGAAAGUGCAUAUUGGCUAAGGGCAUUAGGUUCUCUAGCCUAUGCUGAAACACAGGUACCAAACAACAUUGGCACAGUCACAGCCAAUAUUGUAGAUUCUGUGACAAAACAUUAUGUUAUGACACUUGAGGCACUCAAGGCAUUAAAUGGAUUAGGUAAGGAAACAUCUGUACAGCUAUACUUUGUUGAGAUGCGUAUGGAGAUGAAUGUUAUCAUACAGCUGGCGUUAUCUACCUUAAAUAUGGAUACAAAUGAUGACACAGCCUUAAUAAGGCAGUCAAGAUGGAUGCAAGAAUGUGCAGAUCGUUUUCGUAACUUGGCCAUUCGAUUUAACUUGAGCGAACAACCUGUGGAAGUGGAUGAUAAAGAGAUUUUACAUGUACUCGCAACCUAUAAUACAUGUAUUCUAGCAUGCGAGUAUGCUGCGCGUUCCUUUGCUGCUUCGAAUAAUCUGUUCUUUUGUGUGAACCCGACGUUAAUUCCGAUUUUGAUGGAUGAUAGAGUGGAUGAUGAUAGUACUAGCAACCUUAGAGAAUCUAACCUUAUGAAGAUAUGUAGAAAAUUUGUAAAGACUGUUGCAGAAUGGGAAAAAGUUUCUGGUCUGGAGAGUAAUCAAAGACAUGAGCAACGUAGUCAACAUAUGAAGACAGCAUUAGAGGCUAUUCUCAGGACACCAUUCAUAUUACCCAAAGCAUUCUUUAAAUGUAGUGGGAGAAUGCCAAUUCCAAAACUAAAGCAUACCUGUUAAGAGUACAAGUAAGAGUAAUAGUAGUAAAAGAGAACUCCUUUCAUGAGGUAUACGAGAGACAUAAGCUAAGGAAAGAGA
Molecule: messenger RNA, 1095 nt
Organism: Rhizopus microsporus ATCC 52813
Lineage: Eukaryota; Fungi; Mucoromycota; Mucoromycetes; Mucorales; Rhizopodaceae
Exons: 4
Coding region: 154-1017 (287 amino acids)
Biological process (GO): snRNA 3'-end processing
Cellular component (GO): integrator complex
Source: RefSeq, a predicted model, not a curated record